CUUGCACGUGGGCUCCAGCCGCGCGCUGCCCAGGCUGCCGGCUCCUCUCUGGGCGGCUCGGGAUGUGCGCUCUCCGCCCGGCGCUGGGGCUCCUGCUCCUGGGGGCGCUGCAAGCCUUCCCACAGAAUCGCGCCCCUAGGGACCUCUGUGCCGAAGACCUCGGACUCUACUAUGACAAGGCUGCUGGGAGCUGCUGCUACCGCUGCCCCUCGGGGCUGGUCCCAGCGCAGCUGUGCCCGCAGGGGCUCGCGGGCUGCAGGAAGCACUGUGACCCCGAUUACUACCUGAAUGAGGCUGGCCGCUGCGUAGCCUGUGUGAGCUGCUCUUCAGACGACCUUGUGGAGAAGGCGCCCUGCUCCUGGAACUCCUCCCGCAUCUGCGAGUGUCGACCGGGCAUGUACUGCGUCACGUCCGCUGCCAACUCCUGCGCCCGCUGCCAGCCCCGCCCUGCCUGUCCCCCAGGGACAGUCAACAGGUCCCCAGGCGCGGCCCAGGACGCUGUGUGUGAACCGCCUUCGCCAGCCUCCAGCCCUGACUGUGCCAGCCUGGAGGGCUGCAAGGCGCCCACCAGCGGCACCACGCCCCAGGCCCAGCCCACGCUGAGGUCCCCCAAUACCACCAGGCCCACGCUGCCCAGAGGGACUGCCCCUCCUGCAGUAGAGGCUGCUUCUGGACCCCCAAGGACCUGGCCCUCCCCCAGCACCCAGCCCAGUGCAGACCCAGACCCAGGGCUGUCUCCGACGCUGCUGUGCCCACAGGGGUCUCCCACCUGCCAGAAGCAGUGCCAGCCAGACCACUACCUCGAUAGGACCGGCCACUGCAUGGCCUGUGUGAGCUGCUUGCACGAUGACCUUGUGGAGAAGGCGCCCUGCUCCUGGAACUCCUCCCGCAUCUGCGAGUGUCGGCCGGGCAUGUACUGUGCCAAGUCCGCUGCCAACUCCUGCGCCCGCUGCCAGCCCCUUCCCAUCUGUCCCCCAGGGACAGUCACCGGCCCCCAGGGUGCGGCUGAGAGGGGCACCACCUCCGAGCCACCUCCCCCAGGGAGCCACCCUGCCUGCAGGCCCACCCCUGAGGACAAUGACACACCUGUCAGCGUGCCCACGCUCAGCUCCCGGCUGGACGCCCACAGCAGCUCCGUGAGCACCCCCGUCUCCUCCUCCACCAGGAAGCCCAUUCUGGAUCCAGGCCCUGUACUCUUCUGCGUGAUCCUGGUGCUGGCGGUGGCACUUGGUUCUAGCUCCUUGCUGCUGUGCCACCGGAGGGCCUGCAGGAAGCAGAUCUGGCAAAAGCUGCACCUGUGCAAACCGACCCAGACCUUUCAGCCCACGGCCGAGCUAGAGGAUUCCAGAUCCUGGAGGAACCCAGCACCAAGGAGUGAUGUAGUGAUGACAGAGCUGGACCCCAAGCCGCCUGUGGAGACCUGUCAAAAUGUGGGCACCACCUGCCCUGAGGACCUCCCACUGUUGAAGACUGCCCUGGCCAGGGGCCCCUCGUCCUCCUGGGAGCUGCCGGAGCACCGUGUGUCUACGGAGAAUACCAAUAACAAGAUCGAGAAGAUCUACAUCAUGAAGGCUGAUACGGUGAUUGUGGGGACAGUGAAGACUGAGGCAUCUGAGGGCUGGGCUGUGGCUGGGACAGCCGAGCCGACGGCGGCGGUGCUGGAGGAACAGCUGGAGGUGGACCAUGCGCCCCACUACCCGGAGCAGGAGACGGAGCCGCCCCUGGGCAGCUGUGGCGAUGUCAUGUUCUCCGUGGAGGAGGAGGGGAAGGAAGACCCCUUGCCCACGAUGGUCUCUGAGAAGUGAGGCCUGAUCUGGAUGGGGCUGGGAGGGCAGCUGUAUGCCCUUGGAGAGGCCAGGACACUGGCAGUGCCAAGCUGGGACCUGAAUGCAGAUUUUGGUAUCUUGUGGCCUGUACAGAAGAUACUUCUGAGGGGUGUUUCCAGAUGGUGAGUUUGUUGGACCACAGAUCAAUGGCCAGGACAGGGUCCCUGCUCUGUCUGCUGUUGUGGGCACCAGCUCCGCGCCUUGCUACCAUUGACCCAGCACGAGGGUCAGUGUGCACUGAGGGAGAGACGGUGAGGCUGACUUCACUCCUUGCCUGCACAGCUCCCCCUUCUGUGGCCUCAGAGAUGAUGCCCACUGGCCUUGUCGCCCUGCCUGCAGCCCCUCGUCACUGUGUAUGUGUGCCCCUCCAACCCGCCAGUGCCUAUUGUGGUUCCUCCUGAGUCCAGGGAAAGUGGAAGCAAUGGGGCGAUGCUGGCAUCCUUUGGACCACAGCUUUUAUGGGCCAGGUCCCUGCCUGGUCCCUAGCCCUGCUCCUGCUCCACCCCCCAUUCUCAUUCACUGGCCCCUGGCUGUUCACAGAAGCCUCUGCAACAGGAGGCAUCC
This is a messenger RNA of Ochotona princeps (American pika), 2390 nucleotides long. RefSeq names its product TNF receptor superfamily member 8 (gene TNFRSF8). Gene Ontology annotation, biological process: signal transduction. The transcript has 15 exons. Gene Ontology annotation, molecular function: transmembrane signaling receptor activity; protein binding. Lineage: Eukaryota; Metazoa; Chordata; Mammalia; Lagomorpha; Ochotonidae. The record is from RefSeq and is a predicted model, not a curated record. Bases 63 to 1805 code for a protein of 580 amino acids.